AAAAAAAAAAAAAAGGGACUCGUUUUUACGUGACAUAAAAUAACAUCUGUUAUGUAAGGUCGUUAAAUCACAAGUUGAGGAAAGAUAUGCCUUAAUGUAUUUCAUACCUGAGGCCAGCAUUAGGGAGAAUUCUCGUCCGUACGUCAUUCAGAUGAGGCAUGCUGCAAGUAUGCAGCCCAUGUAUAGAAGAGAUGCUGGAGUCUGGCACCAAACAAGAAGUCUUCUCUACAAGAAUCUACUCAUCAAAUGGAGGACCAAGCAACAGAGUCUUCAGGAAUUGAUCUUACCUCUACUACUGUUGGGUCUCCUGAUACUCAUCAGUACCCUGAAUCCUCACGUUUACUAUGGAGGCAUCAGCACUAGGGAGCUGGAGCGGGAGGAACACUUCUUCAAGGGCCUGGGCUACACACCAAUCACUAACAUCACCAACCACAUCAUGGAAGAGGUGGCCCAGGAGAUGCACAUGCAGGAUCGUUUGGAGAUGUUUGCCAGUGAGGAGGACCUGGAGAACGCCAGCCUGUAUGAGCCUUCCAGCUAUGUUGGUGUUGUCUUCAUGGACAGCUCUGCCACAUCUUACAGACUGCGCUUCCCGUACAACCAGCUGCCCCUGCCCAGUGAUUACACAGAAUCUAUUGCCAACUGUUUUACCAGCUCGGUGAACUGCAGAGCAGCUAAUUACUGGUACUCUGGCUUCAUCCGCCUCCAAUCCCUGAUCGAUGCAGCCAUCAUCCAGAUGCAGACAAAGCGGUCAGUGUGGAGUGAGAUGGACCUGAAGGUGGUAAUGAUGGGUCAGCCAGGCUCUGUGGAGGUGCAGAAAUUCCCCCACGCCCUCAUCUCCAUAUACCUGGUCCUGGCCUUCACACCCUUUGUCACCUUCCUCAUCGUCAACGUGGCAGCUGAGAAGGAACACCGUCUCAAAGACACAAUGACCAUGAUGGGACUCUAUGACACAGCCUUCUGGUUGUCAUGGGGCCUCCUGUAUGCUGCUCUGGUGACCACGAUGUCCAUCCUGAUGGCCGUCAUCGCUACGUACACAGCGCUGUUCCCUAACAGUGACUUCUUUGUAAUUUUCUUCCUCAUAUUCCUCUAUGGGAUAUCAUCUAUCUUUUUCUCCUUCAUGCUGACUCCGUUAUUUAAGAAGCCCAAGUUUGCCAGCACAGUGGGCUCCAUGCUGACAGUGGUGUUCGGCUGCCUGUCGCUUUUCACUGUUCUGAUGAAGGACUUCCCACAGCCGUUGGUAUGGCUCCUCUGCCUGCUCUCCCCCAGCGCCUUCUCAAUUGGGAUUGCACAGGUGGUUUACCUUGAGGCUCAGGGAGAUGGUGCUGUGUUUUCUUCCUUGGCCAACGGCCCACAUCCUCUUUAUGUGCCCCUGAUCAUGCUGGUUCUGGACUGCAUCCUCUACCUUAUGUUGGCUGUCUACCUCGACCAGGUUCUGCCUGGUGAGUUUGGAAUGAGGAGGUCCUUGGUGUACUUCCUCAAACCAUCUUAUUGGUCCAAACGCACAAAGCGCUAUGUUGAAGUGAGCUCAGUAUACGACACAGAGGUGAAUGGUACUCCUGGCGGGGACGAGUCUAUUGAGCCUGUUUCACCUGAGUUCAGAGGAAAAGAAGCCAUUCGCAUCAAUAACAUCCAGAAAGUGUACAAAGAUAAGGACAAUGUGGUCGAGGCUCUGAGAGGUUUGACGUUUGACAUCUAUGAGGGCCAGAUAACUGCUCUGUUGGGACACAGCGGGGCUGGAAAGUCCACUCUCAUGAACAUCCUGUGUGGAAUCUGUCCACCCACUAACGGCUCGGCCACCAUCUACGGCUCCCCUGUAGCAGAGAUUGCAGAUGGGUCAGAAAUGAAGCAGCUGGUGGGAAUCUGCCCCCAGUUCAACAUAAUCUUUGAUGUGCUGACUGUGGAGGAGCACCUGAGGAUAUUUGCCGCAAUCAAAGGGAUUCCUCCAGCAGACAUUGACGCAGAGGUUACCAAAGUGCUGAAGGAUCUGGACUUGGAAAAGAUUAUGACUGCUCAGGCCAAGAAUCUGAGCGGAGGCCAAAAGAGGAAGCUGUCAGUGGGCAUCGCCAUUCUAGGAGAUCCCAAGAUCCUCCUCUUGGACGAGCCCACGGCAGGCAUGGACCCGUGCUCCAGACACCAGGUCUGGUCGCUGCUGAAGAGCCGCAGAGCCGGCAGAGUCACGGUCCUCAGCACACACUACAUGGAUGAGGCUGACAUUCUUGCUGAUCGCAAAGCUGUGAUCUCUCAGGGACAGCUGAAAUGUGUUGGCUCUUCCCUUUAUCUCAAGCUCAAGUGUGGUGUUGGAUAUCAUCUGAGAAUGUCUAUCAAUGAGGGAUGUGAAGCUGAAAAGAUCACGUCAAUGGUCAACCAGCAUGUUCCCAAGGCAAUAGUGUCUCGACAACAUGAAGCAGAGCUGACUUUCACUCUGCCUUUUGAGAGCAUGGACACAUUUCCAGGCCUUUUCUCAGAGCUCGACUGUCAACCUGAUCUGGGAAUUAUCAACUAUGGGGUUUCCAUGACAACACUGGAGGAUGUUUUUCUUCGUUUGGAGGCAGAGGCUGAAGUGGACCAAGCUGACUACAGUGUGUUUAAUCGGGAGCAGGCAGAGGAUGAAUGUGACAACGCCUCUCUGGACGAUACAGACCAGCGGCUGCUCACGUUCUCAGACAACAAGUCAGAUGUUGUGUCAGGUCAUGCUCUUUGGCGGCAGCAGUUCAGCACUGUGGCCUGGCUGCACAUGCUCAACAUGCGCAGAGAGAGAAAGGCCUUUGUUUACACUCUGGCCUUGUUCCUGGUGUUUGUCGCUGCAGUGCUCGUCCUGUCUCUGGCCACAGGAAACAUCCAGAUUCACUCACCAGACCGUCAGUUUCUGCCCAUUUACCUGCUUAAAAGGAACCAGGCGCCCCGGAGAUACUCCACUAGCCUCCUGGUUCAGAACUCCUCAGGCUCUGAUAUUUCGGACUUUAUCCACAACCUGGAGUCUCAGGACAUCAAAGUGGAAAUGAUGAGACACAGUGACUACAUGGCUGCAGCUCCCCACAGCGCCGCCAUCAACGUAACAGGAUCCAGCAAGGGUUUCAAAUACAGUGUUGCGUUCAACAGCACCACAGUCCACUCCUUGCCUAUGACUGUCAAUAUACUGAGCAACGCUCUUCUAAGAGGCCUGAAUGGUACUGGACAGAUCCGAACCUGGACCAAACCGUUUGAUUAUCAAAUCCCAGAUGCUACGUCGUAUGCUCUGGUGUACAUUGAGGCCAUCAUACUGGGAAUGCUGGCAGCUGGAAUGCCUGCAUAUUUCGCAAUGGACCACACUCGAGACCGAGAGAUCAAGUGUCGCUCUACACUGCGUAUCUCUGGUCUGGUACCAUCAGCCUACUGGUGUGGCCAGGCAGCGGUGGACAUCCCCUUCUACUACCUCAUCCUGUCCUGCAUGACUAUCAUCCUCUUCUCCUUCCACACUGGAAACCUGCUCACCUCCAGCAACCUCACCGCUGUGGUCCUGUGUACUGUUGGCUUCGGUCCAGCCAUGAUCCUCUUCACUUACGUGUUUUCUUUUGGCUUCGCCCGAGUCCAGAGCAACAGGGAUUUCUUCUCUGUCAUCUCCAUGAUGGUGUGUGUGGUAUCGGCCUCGCUGGUUCAGUUGUCAUUUGUGAACGACAACCCCGGACUGACCAGAAACCUGCACAAUGUCUUGUGUUUCUUCAACCCUUUGUACCCUCUCAUGGGCUGCCUCAACUGCAUCACCAAGGCAACCUUCCUCCCGUCUGUCUAUGAGGAGAACUUCUUGUGGAAGAACCUGCUCAUUGCGGUUGUUUCUCCCUAUCUCCAGUGCAUCCUGCUGCUAUUCCUGCUUCGUUGGCUGGAGAUCCAUUAUGGAGGGAGGACAAUGAAAAAUGAUCAAUUCUGCAGGAUCUCAUCCAAGUCAAAGCUCAAAGUGGAGAAGAACCCAGAAGAAGGGCUGAACGAGGACGAGGAUGUGCAGAUGGAGAAAGCCAGAGUGAAGGAGGCCCUAACCUGCCAGUCCUGCGAGGAGAAACCAGUCGUGGUUGUGAGUAACCUGAGGAAGCAAUACAAGGGCAGAAGAGAAGGUUUUUCUCUCAACAAGAGGAGGAAAGUGGCCACAAAGAACAUCUCUUUCUGUGUACGCAAAGGUGAGGUUCUUGGACUGUUGGGCCCCAAUGGAGCAGGAAAGAGCACCAUAAUGCAUAUGUUGUCAGGUGACACCGACCCCACUGCAGGCCAGGUGCUGAUGGGGGACUAUAGUACAGAGUUUCGUCCAGUGGACAAUCCUCUGGAGCAUGUGGGCUACUGUCCGCAGGUGAACCCUCUGUGGCCCAGGAUCACUCUGCAGGAGCACCUCGAGAUCUACGCUGCCAUCAAGGGGCUGAGAGGACAGGAAGUACCGGGGAUCAUCAGACGUGUGGUGAAUGCUCUGGAGCUGAGGGACCACUUGAACAAACAAGCCAAGAGCCUGUCAGCAGGACUCAAGAGGAAGUUGUGCUUUGCCUUGAGUAUGAUUGGGAAUCCUCAGAUCGUCUUACUAGAUGAACCGUCAUCUGGGAUGGACCCCAAGUCUAAACAGCGCAUGUGGAGAGCCAUACGGGCAGCUUUCAAGAAUCGUCAGCGGGGAGCCAUCCUCACCACACACUACAUGGAGGAGGCCGAGGCCGUGUGUGACCGCGUGGCCAUCAUGGUUUCCGGCCAGCUGCGAUGUAUCGGCUCUAUCCAGCAUUUAAAAGGGAAAUACGGUCGAGGCUACAGUUUGGAGGUGAAACUCAGAGAGGAGCUGACGGGGCUUCAGCAGGUGGCGCUGCUGCACAAAGAGAUCCUCCGAAUAUUCCCUCAUGCUGCCCGGCAGGAGAGCUUUGCUACUCUGAUGGUUUACAAGAUCCCCAUGGAGGAUGUGAAAUCACUGGCCAAGUCUUUCUCUCAGUUAGAGAGCGCCAAGCAAGCCUUCAACUUUGAAGAGUACAACUUCUCCCAGUCGACCUUAGAGCAGGUGUUUAUGGAGUUCGCCAAGGAGCAGGAGAAUGAGGAGGAUGAGGUGGGCUCCCUCAGCACGACUUUCCAGUGGCAGCGGCUGCGCCAGGACGGCCCCGUCUCAGUCAACCACACAGACAGCAUCGUGCACCAGCUUUGAACUCCGCCUCAGAGGGAGCAGGCUGGUGUCUGACCAGGACCGACCAAUCCAAUCCUGCCAGGCUUCAGUGCCUGAGGGCUCACGCCAGCACUCGCCCGCUCCACGCAAACCGACGCCCACCGCCUUGAAAUGAACGGCACAGACCUGGGUGGGGGCUCGCAUGCACGGGGACUGACUGUGUGUGUAUUUGGGCUCGGGGCUUUUACGGCUCCUUUCUGUGGGUCCGAGGUGUGCGUGUGUGUAACCCUCGUCCACUGGUGCUCCGUGUUUUCUGAAUCGCACUGACCGAAGGGCCUGCGGUCUUUCUCGACACGCUGAUGCGACACCUGCUCCUCUUUCUAAUGGUGUUUUUUAUCGUCACGGGGAGUCAGUAAAUGGAAAAAAUAUAUAUAAUAAUAACAUUUAUGCUUUGUAAUCCUCUCCAUCCGUUGUCCUCGGUGGGAGGCAUUACAGUAAGUGUGAUUGCUCGUCUCUUCGGAUGUUUUUGUCUGUUGUGUUUGUGAAACUGUUUUUAAGCACUACCAGAAAUGGGAUCCAUCCACAGUCGUACCAAAGCAGCACAUCUCUGAACCACGCACGACCACGCCUCCUCACACAUUGACACUGAGAAGUACCUUUGUUUUUUGGUGUCAGUAGCAUGUUCAUAGUUUGCAUAAUAGUUCUGGUAUUGAUGUGGGGCAGUGGAGUAAAUGCCUGUCGGCUAUCGCACUGGAGAAGAGAUGGUAUAGUCCUCCAGAGUCCUGAGACUUUUCCAGAGCCCCCUAAUCAACAAACAGCAAGUGUUUUUGUUUUUCUCUCUGAGGUUGAAGAACAGAGUACCUUCUCAUUCUACACCACAGCGCAUGUCCUAAUGUCCAGACCCACAUUGAAACUCUACAUUCUCCAGCACGGAGUGUUUCAGCAUGCACGCUCACGUGGAGGUUGGUUAUUUUUGAGGAUGAGGAUUGUGGCCUUCCUCUCUACAGGUUUAGCUUUGAACUAGAACCAUAGCGUGGGAAUGUAGUGUAGAAUAUGCACGUCGGUACAUGUAGCACACUGCCCUCGUCAGACACUAAGCAGGGCUGGUAACCUCAAACGUGGAGAGGCGAAGCUCGAGGUUGGGUUCAGAACCAGAUGGGGCUUGAAACGUUCUUCAUCUCUCAGCCAGUUUUUGUGAAGACUUUUGAUAAAGGAUUUUGAAUGUCUGUUUGGCUUCCGGUGAGAGAAGGGUUUGUAACUCAGCAGACGCUCUGUUGAGCUCCUGUCGUCACUCUUUUUCACUUUGGUGCCACUUUUAAUUACGCAGCUGUGUUAACGAUCUAGCCUGUUUGGUGUGCGUGUGUUUGUGCGUGUGUUUGUGUGCGUGUGUUUGUGUGUGUGUGCGUGUGUGUUUGUUAACUGUGCUAUAUAUACUGUGUCUAGCUGCAGCUAUUUCUGCAUUAUCUAGUCUUUGUACAAGCACAUGCGUUGUUGGUGCAAUACCUAUCAGUAAACCAAUAAAUUGUAAGUUUUUCAUGGCAUUCAGGUGAGAGGAUGAUACGGUUAAAGGGAAUUUAAGAGACUUUGUUGAAAGGAGUUGAGAAAUACGUGAUUUGUUGGGUGAUAUUUGUCUACCACUGCUGAAUCAGGAGCUUCCUCUGUAGAUCUUUUACUUGAGAGUACGAGCCUUACAGCCACUGGCUUUGGGGGUGGACAAAAUAACGAGAACGGCUGACAAUCGAAUGUGUCCCAGGGCAGAAACGACAAAACUCGACAAAAGCUCAACAGUAUAAGCUUCACGGAGGAAGUGUCUGUUGCAGCGCGAUCGUACUGGAUUUAAAUUAAACCGUCAAGUGUGUUUCUUUUGUCCCACCCCUGUAGGACACGGGGGUGUAAGGUCCUCCGUGGGGUUUUCCCUGAAGUUCGUCUACUUGUGAUAGAGCAGUCAUGGAGCAGAAGCUGGAAGUUUAUUUUGGGGACAACCCGUGUCUUUUUAUAGAUAUCUGACUAAAACAUCCAACAUGACUUUAUUUUCUGUCUCGGUUUCACAGAUAUGUUGUGGUGAUGGUUUUUCAUUCUUGCACAAGGUGUCAGGGGUAACGUUCAUGUGUUUAUGCAGUAGCCUCCGUUUAUCUGCUACAGGUUUUAUUUGCUGUUUUUUUUUUACCUGCCGUCAUCGUUCACCGAAGUUACGUAAGAGCAAGGAAUGAGUCUGAUGCGUAUUGACUUUCCAAACAUGCACUGCGGACAUCGGACCACAUUACGCACACGUCAGAUACACUUAACUUGAGAAAGGGAGUGGGAGUAAUGCUUGAGGUUCUGUCCAUGUACUGUUGGGCCUAUUAUGUCCUUUUUAAAUGAGAAAAUUAAACCCUGUCAACUUUG
This is a messenger RNA of Xiphias gladius (swordfish), 7480 nucleotides long. RefSeq names its product ATP-binding cassette, sub-family A (ABC1), member 5 (gene abca5). Bases 95 to 5137 code for a protein of 1680 amino acids. Gene Ontology annotation, molecular function: ABC-type transporter activity; ATP binding; ATP hydrolysis activity. NCBI's taxonomy places the organism in Eukaryota, Metazoa, Chordata, Actinopteri, Istiophoriformes, Xiphiidae. Gene Ontology annotation, cellular component: membrane; intracellular membrane-bounded organelle. The record is from RefSeq and is a predicted model, not a curated record. The transcript is spliced from 38 exons. Gene Ontology annotation, biological process: lipid transport; transmembrane transport.